AGUAUGAUGACGUCGACCAAUCAGAUUAGAGGUUUAUUCCGUCGGCUUGGUUCCGGAGUGGCCUGCUAUUACUUGAAGUAGCAGGUGAAAUAACGGUCUCCUUCCAGUCUGACAACAUGAAUAUGUAUGCUGUGCCCAGCCCGGGAAUACCAGGCUGUCCACCCGGGUUAGAAUACCUGACUCAAGUGGAUCAGCUGCUUGUCAAACAGAAAGUUGAGCUUGUUGAAGCCCUCGUUGGUUUUGAAAGCAACAACAAGUAUGAGGUCCGUAACUCCAUGGGUCAGAACGUGUUCUACGCUGUUGAGGAGAACGACUGCCUGAGUCGACAGUGUUGUGGUCCCAUGCGCUCCUUCACCAUCCACGUCCUCGACAAUUUUGGACAAGAGGUCAUUACCAUCACCAGACCACUUAAGUGCAUGUCUUGCUUCUUCCCUUGCUGUUUGCAAGAGCUGGAGGUGCAGGCUCCCCCCGGUAACACAGUGGGUUACGUUAUACAACAGUGGCACCCGUUCUCGCCUAAAUUCAUCGUCACAAAUGAACACUGUGACCCUGUACUGAAGAUCCAUGGGCCCUUCUGUGGAUGGAGCUGCCUUCCAGAUGUUGACUUUGAGAUUUUGACAAUGGAUGAAGUCAGCAAGAUUGGGAAAAUCAGUAAGCAGUGGACGGGACUUCUGCGGGAAGCAUUCACAGAUUCAGACAAUUUUGGUAUCCAGUUCCCCAUGGAUCUGGACGUGAGAAUGAAGGCUGUAAUGAUUGGUGCAUGUUUUCUCAUUGAUUUCAUGUUCUUUGAGACCACUAACUAGGAGCCAAACAGGAUUUCCAUGAAAGCAUCCAACAUUCCUGGAAGAACAAGGCCACAAAGCCAUGAUGAUCAGUCUCAAAAGCCCUAACACAGAACAACCUUCACAUGGAUAGUUUAAAGAAAGUACCAAAAGGUACCUCAAUGUUAUAAUUUUGCAUGAUCAAUGAAAUAGAAGGUUUGUUUUAGUAUUAGCUGCUCAGGUUGGUUGUAAAAACAUGUUACUGAGCUGUGAGUGCAGUGUCUUUUGUUACUACUGAAAAGAAACUUGAAUAGAAUGAUAACAUCCAUAUAUAAAUAAAAGAAAGGGAAACACUAUUAUUAAAGCUGUUAUACAGUUUGUGACAGAACGAUUGGUGUCAUUAUAGUUUGAAUGCAAAGAGGGUCAAGCUUUGUGUAGUUUGGUCAUAUUAAUAGUCAAGAUGUUUCUUUAUAGAGAACACUACGUUUACUUUGUAGCUAUAUUGUGUGAGACCUGAGGGACUCAGGAAUGUAGUAGUUUGUAGUUCAGAUAUUUAAUGCCCUUAUUUAUUGAUUUAUAUUUUGUCUGUUUCACAAUUUGUCUACAGAGAGCAAUGUGUGUGUGCGCACUGCUUUGCGUGUGUGUCUGUGUGCUACGAGUAUACUUGUGUGCAGAAACAUAAACUAUCAUAGGAUACAAAGUAAUAUUUUCGAUACCAUAACAAUUAUGCAUUGUCAUCUCUGAAGAGGUGGUUUAUUUGGGAUUGGACAGGUCUCAGCUUGAUGUACUUUCCCAGUCUUGUCCACAAGAGGGAGCUAGCUUUCCAUUUAAGAUUAACCCAGCACAGCCCAAAUGAACAAACCCAGUACUUGCUAAUGCCAUAGGUUUUUAUUCAGAUAUUAGUGUCUGAUGACAUUGUCUACUUUUGGACAAACUCAGGUUGAAAAGCAUGCUACUGUAAUAUAGUAUUGGCUACUGCUGGCUCCAGGAAUUACACUCCUGAUCAUUGACUAUAAUAAGAUGUAAUAGUGGUAUUUUGGACUAGGUUUUGUACAUGAAAGUAUCUAAAUAUCCAUGUCAUAUGCCAUAUUUUGCAUAUAUUUCCUGGUGUAUCAACUUGAAUUUUUAUUUUUUUUUUACUUUUUUUUUUUUUACUGUUACAUUACAUGUGACAGCUCUAAAUAUGUCAAAAAUGCAAACGUUAUAUAAAACCUUCCAUCAAAUGGCUAUUGAUAUUUGAUAUUGUAAAACUGGUUUAAUGAGUAUGGCAAUCAGUCUGAUUAGAGAGGGCAUUAAGUAAAGCACUGUAGCAAAGACAUUAUCUGUGUGCUACACCAACAUUAAAGCCAUUAAGAGUUCUUUUGUAGCAUCAUGAUAAGUGUUUUUCUUCACAUGUGCCACCUGAGACUCUGGAAAACUAACAAAAACACCCAUCUUAAGUAAUUUUAACAAGUAAAAAGUCUUAAAAGCUUAAAGGCUAUUAUUUUUAUAUACAGUAUCAUAAACUGCCAGAUGGAGGAGCUAAAGUUUCCAGUGUAGACAACAGUGUUUUUAUCUGCCUUCAAUGUAUUAACACUUGUUUGUAAAAUUACCAUAAGUGGAUUUAUCUUUAAGAGCAGCAUUUUUAAAACUAGAUUUUAAGACUACCGAAAUGAUUAAGUACUUAAGAUGGAUGAUUUUUUGCAGUCUGUUCUGUUUUCAUGGCUUAAGUUGUUGAGAAAUUACUCAAUUUUUGUUAAUUUGCCAUUAGGAUUAGCCUUAUCAUUUGGCAUGUCUUGUUUGGUAGAAUGCAGUAAUAGUAUAAGAUGCUGGUACUAUGUCCUCUGAAGGCUUUUUGAUCGUGUUUAAAAGCCAAAAAUUAAAGUCAGAAUGUGAUACAAAGGGAAUUUAGCAAUUCCUGGUCAGUUGUAUAUUACAGAAAACAAUUAAAAUACUUAUUCUUCUACUUUUGCACUAAUACUGUGAACUAAUCAUUUAGUCAUGCAAUGAAUGCAAACUAACUCUGUGAGCUAAGCUUAAAUUGUGCAGUCAAUGGAAACACUUCAAUAAACCACAACAGUGUGACAAGUGCA
Molecule: messenger RNA, 2833 nt
Organism: Lates calcarifer (barramundi perch)
Lineage: Eukaryota; Metazoa; Chordata; Actinopteri; Centropomidae
Product: phospholipid scramblase 1
Exons: 7
Coding region: 117-803 (228 amino acids)
Biological process (GO): plasma membrane phospholipid scrambling
Cellular component (GO): plasma membrane
Molecular function (GO): phospholipid scramblase activity
Source: RefSeq, a predicted model, not a curated record